This is a messenger RNA of Fraxinus pennsylvanica, 306 nucleotides long. The record is from the annotation of a GenBank genome assembly. NCBI's taxonomy places the organism in Eukaryota, Viridiplantae, Streptophyta, Magnoliopsida, Lamiales, Oleaceae.
AUGGAUAACGUGCAGGGUUCUGAAGAAUGGGGUGUUAAUGGAUUGAUUGGUUUGCCUGGAUUAGGGCUGUGCAGCAAACAGAAGAGUUUUGUGCAUGGAAAUAUUUCAGGGGUCGGAUGGGAGACCACAACCAUCGGGGUUGUGGUGGCGACGAUGGUAAAUCCCCAAGUUUAUACUCAUCGAGGUGAUACAGUGCAUAUGGGCCUCUAUGGAGGCAUCAAUCUUCCCCCAUCUUCGAUGACCAAAGAUGUUGAGAAGUGCACCCGGGAAAAGGAGAAAGAAGAGACCUCGAUAGAAGACUCCUGA